Messenger RNA from Rhodamnia argentea, 692 nucleotides. Its product is annotated as 60S acidic ribosomal protein P3. The transcript is spliced from 2 exons. The coding region runs from base 130 to 495 and encodes 121 amino acids. Gene Ontology annotation, molecular function: structural constituent of ribosome. Gene Ontology annotation, cellular component: ribosome. Lineage: Eukaryota; Viridiplantae; Streptophyta; Magnoliopsida; Myrtales; Myrtaceae. Gene Ontology annotation, biological process: translational elongation. The record is from RefSeq and is a predicted model, not a curated record.
CUCCACAUAUAAGCCUCACCGCCCCUCUUCCCCCACCCCACACCCACGAACCGCAAGCCGACGGCCGCCGCUGCUCUCAACUCCUCCGGUCUCUCUCCGCCUUCACGUUCGCUUCUCGAAGAAGAGACAAUGGGAGUCUUCACCUUCGUUUGCAGGAGCUCCGGCGGCGAGUGGACGGCGAAGCAGGUCUCCGGCGACCUCGAGGCUUCCGCUGCCUCCACCUUCGAGCUCCAGAGGAAGCUCGUCCAAUCCGCCUACGCCGCCGACUCCUGCGGCGGCGUCCAGUCCUCCUUCUCUCUCGUCACCCCUUCCUCUGCCGUUUUCCAGGUGAUCAUUGGAGGUGGUGGUGGCGGUGGUUUCAUUGGAGGAGGCGCAGCUGCUGGGGCCCCUGCAGGUGGCGGUGCAGCACCGGCUGCUGAAGCACCUCCGGCAGAGGAGAAGAAGGAAGAGAAGGAAGAGAGCGACGACGACAUGGGAUUCUCUCUAUUUGAUUAGGGCAGUUGACCUGUGCUAUUCUUUUUCUGUCUUUAGUGAAUGCUUCUUUUUCAUGUCUCCCUGAAGACCCCCAUGUCGACCACAUCCUAAAUAGCAUGAGAAUUUUGUCUGGAUUUUCAAUUUCUGUGCCUUUUUUUGUCCUCUUCGGUUAGAACGAUGGAUCGCAGUGAACAUUUGGUAAUGUGAGUCAUGUUUAA